Pelodiscus sinensis (Chinese soft-shelled turtle) is the source of this 4847-nucleotide messenger RNA. The record is from RefSeq and is a predicted model, not a curated record. Lineage: Eukaryota; Metazoa; Chordata; Testudines; Trionychidae.
AUGACUCACGGGUACCAGUCUCCCCAACCACUGUGUGGCACCAUUGAUCUUUCUCGAACUCAGCCCGAGUCUUUCCGGAAACUGCCGAAGGGCCGCCGGGUCUCGCGCAGUCCUCGCUGGAAGGAGCAGCGCGCUUGCGCGGCGGAGAGUAACUGCCGAGCUUGCGUAUCUCUAGGAUCCAAAACCCGGGCCAUAGGAAAUGCAGCAAAAAGUCAGAUUGUCACAAACGUAAAGAACACGUUACAUGGCUUCAAAAAGAUGCACGGACGAGCAUUUGAUGAUCCAUACAUACAAGGUGAAAGGGCCAGAAUUCCAUAUGAGCUUCAAAAGAUGCCAAAUGGGAGUGUAGGAAUAAAGGCACGCUACCUAGAUGAAGAGAGACCAUUUGCAAUUGAACAGGUUACAGGAAUGCUAUUGGCUAAGCUUAAGGAGACUUCAGAAAGUGCACUAAAAAAACCAGUGGCAGACUGUGUUAUUUCUGUCCCUAGUUUCUUUACUGAUGCUGAGAGACGGUCUGUAAUGGCAUCUGCUCAGGUUGCAGGUUUAAACUGUCUGAGGCUGAUGAAUGAAACUACAGCAGUUGCACUAGCUUAUGGAAUUUAUAAGCAAGAUCUACCAGCUUUGGAGGAGAAGCCAAGAAAUAUAGUCUUUGUAGACCUGGGACAUUCUGCAUAUCAAGUUUCAGUGUGUGCUUUUAACAAAGGAAAACUGAAAGUCUUGGCUACUGCUUUUGACCCUUAUUUGGGAGGCAGAAACUUUGAUGAGGCUUUAGUAGAUUACUUCUGUGGGGAAUUCAGGACAAAAUAUAAGCUGAACGUGAAAGAGAAUGCUCGAGCUCUGCUGCGCUUGUAUCAAGAAUGUGAAAAACUGAAGAAACUUAUGAGUGCAAAUGCUUCUGACCUUCCCCUCAACAUUGAGUGCUUCAUGGAUGACCUUGAUGUCUCCAGUAAGAUGAACAGAGCUCAGUUUGAGCAAUUAUGUGCUCCGCUCCUAGCUAAAGUGGAACCUCCUUUAAGAGCAGUAAUGGAUCACGCUAAACUGCAGCGUGAAGACAUAAGCAGUAUAGAAAUUGUAGGUGGAGCCACUAGAAUCCCAGCAGUGAAGGAACAAAUAUGUAGGUUCUUCUGUAAAGAUAUAAGCACUACAUUGAAUGCGGAUGAAGCUGUUGCAAGAGGUUGUGCAUUACAGUGUGCAAUUCUUUCCCCAGCUUUUAAGGUGCGUGAAUUUUCCCUCACCGAUGUUGUUCCUUAUUCGGUAACUUUAAGAUGGAAGUCCUCUUAUGAGGAAGGAACAGGGGAAUGUGAAGUCUUCAAUAAGAACCAUGCUGCUCCAUUUUCAAAAGUUAUUACUUUCCACAAGAAGGAGCCUUUUGAUCUGGAAGCCUAUUAUACCCACCCAAAUGAAAUACCGUAUCCUGAACCCAGAAUAGGACGUUUCACUAUUCAGAAUGUUGUUCCUCAGUAUGAUGGAGACAAUUCCAAAGUGAAAGUUAAAGUACGUGUCAAUAUCCAUGGAAUCUUCAGUGUGGCUAAUGCAUCAAUAAUAGAGAAACAAAAUGUGGAAGGAGAUCACAGUGAUGUACCUAUGGAUGCAGAAUCAUCGUGUAAGAAUCAAGGCAAAGAUGAACAGCAAUUCUCUUUCAUAAUUGAGGAUGAUACCCUUGACUCUGAGGAUAAGGAUAAAAUGCAAGUUGACCAAGAGGAAGGCAAUCACAAAAACCAGGCAGAACAGCCAACCCAAGCAGAUGAGGAAAGCGAACAACACGGAGGAGCUGAAACAAAGACUGCUUCAGGAGACAAGCCAGAUCAUGUGGCCCAGCCUGUCAAAGCUAAAGCGAAGAUCAAAAGUAUUGAACUACCUAUCCAAGCUAGCCUAUAUAGACAGUUGGGGCAGGACUUUAUUAAUAGCUACAUAGAAAAUGAGGGGAAGAUGAUGAUGCAAGACAAGUUAGAGAAAGAAAGAAAUGAUUCUAAGAAUGCUGUUGAAGAAUAUGUGUAUGACUUCAGAGACAAGCUAUGUGGUGUUUUUGAAAAAUUCGUCACUGAGGAAGAGUCAAGUAAACUGACCUUAAUGUUGGAAGAUACAGAAAACUGGCUUUAUGAAGAUGGUGAGGACCAACCAAAACAAGUAUAUAUGGAUAAACUUCAGGAAUUAAGAAAAUAUGGUCAGCCUAUUCAGGAAAGAUACAUGGAACAUGAAGAAAGACCAAAAGCUUUAAAUGACCUGGGAAAGAAGGUCCAGCUUCUAAUGAAAGCAGUAGAAGCAUUCAAAAAUAAGGAUGAAAAAUAUGAUCAUCUAGAUCCUGCUGAGAUGGAAAAAGUUGAAAAGUUUAUCAGUGAAGCCAUGAAUUGGUUGAAUACCAAAAUGAAUGCCCAGAAUAAACUAAGUCUGACUCAGGAUCCAGUUGUGAAGGUGGCAGAAAUACUAGCAAAAUCCAAGGAACUGGAUAGUUUCUGUAACCCUGUUGUUAACAAGCCUAAGCCAAGGAUGGAGCCCCCAAGUGAAGCUCAGACAAAAGCUAAUGGUGAACAUAAUGGACCAGUGAAUGGACAAAGUGGUGCUGAAACAAAACCAGAUCCCGCAAAGGACAAUUCUCAGCAGACCAAACCAUCUGGAGAAAUGGAAGUGGACUAAGUUUCGCAUUUCUUUCACUUAAUUAAAACAGUGCAAGUAACUACAGGGUCCAUUCUUCUUUUAUGUCUAGCACCACUACGGAUGUUCAGUUAUUCUUAGCCAACUUUCUGUCCUUUUGUUCUUUGCAGUAGUUUUGAACGUGUUUUACAUUGAGUUCCCUCCAAUGUUCAUUUCCAUUGAUGCUGCUUAUGUGGAGCUUUAGCCGAAUGUAGAUUGUAAAAGUCAGUUUAAGCUUUCCCAAUAUAUUUUAUAUCAAACAUACAGAAUUGAUAUAUAAAUGGCAACAAUCUACCUUGUUUAAAGCUUUUAUUGUGGAUAAACCUCAAUUCCUUUAAUCAGAAAAGGACACUGUAUUGCACUACUGAUGCUGAAGUGUAGAUUUAAUUGCAUCUUUAUUUUGGAAAAAUAUUGGAAUUGAAGUGGUGUUAAUAUGACCACUUGAAGCACUGACCUAUUUUCUAGUUAUUGUACUGUUACUUAAAUAUUAAAAUAGAGGUUAGCUAGUAUACUAGUCCAUCUUGUUGAUGAGAACUGUACGGUCUUUAUAUUUUUCAUAUAAAACAUACAAGUUUAGAACAGAAUUUUCUUAAUUUGAGAAUCAUACCAUGAAUUAACAUAAUUAUAAAACAAUACUGGUAAAUUGGCUUUGUCAUUUGUUCAAAAUAACUCUUGACCUGUUCAUACACACUUAAUGCACAUGUGGUUAUGGUAGACUGAUACUAAAGUUACAGUAAUAUGCAAGGACUAUCACUUUCAAGAGAGACAUCUAAUUUUUUUUGCACUUGUUACUUUUUAAAACUAGAUUUCCUGUCAGUUAACAGCUAUACAUGCUCUCUCAAACAGCACAUUUUGUACACCUUACAGGAGAAAUAGUAACACAAAAAAUGGGUUCAUAAACUGUCUUAAUUCUGAGGUGUGGAUUUAAGUCCUUUACUAAAUAUUUCAAAUGAAAGCAAAUGGAUAAUUUACACAAAUUGGCCAACAUUCAUUAUGAUUAGGGAUUUUAACACAUUGAGGCAAUGUGUGCCCAAAUUAUACAUAGGAAAAAAUCCUGCCAAAUCCAAGCAGAUGCAGAAGGGUUGAGAAACCAAGGUUUAUUUCAAAUAUUUAUUUGACUUAAACUGAGUUCAAGGAGUAUACAUUUAACAUAAUAGUAAAAGAACAGCCUUAUCCCAUCAUUAAAAAGGGGAAGAAUAUAUGGCAUCACUAUCAAAAUACUCCUAAUGGGGACGUAGAGCGAAGUGCACUCAUGCAUCUUGCUUUCAUAUGUCUUGGAGAGUUAACCAGCUAGUGGAAAAACUCUAGUCUUACACUUCUACACUAAACCUAGGAAACUGUUUCAUAUGAAACCAGAAUAAUAAAUUUUGAAUCAACCUUUGGUAAACCCUUCCCUUAAAAUUUCUUAAUGUAAAUUUUGACAUGAUUACAAAGUCACUGUUUUAUGUGGUGGUGCACAGUUUUCACGCUCAGGGAAAUGGUGAUAUAUGUAGCACUCUCUAGGGAAAAAAAUGACAAAAUCCCUACUAUGAACAGACAUGAGACCAUAAAAUGUUACCAGCUUGUGACCAAGCCCACCUCCAAAUAUAUUAAACCACUUUGCCACCUACUCUCAUUGUUCAAGAUCACACAUUCCAAAAGUAAGUAGUUUGGUGUAUUUAUUUUGUUUUACUAGAGCUUGUUACUGCUGUGGAUUGACUAAGCAAAAAUGUAAAUGAAUGUUAGGCUUUCAGCUCCUUUUUUAGUGCAAGUGCUUACAUUCUAUCACUAACAGACAUAAGGUGGAGAUUGUACCCCCAAACUGUCAUGACUGCAGUUCUUUCACAGAAACUUCAGUAUUUAUAGGAUUUGAGUUUAUAGGGUCUUGACAACCUAUUGAACAGAAAACAAAAUACUAUCUUCAACCUAAAAGCAAGAUUGAGCAAUUACAUAAAGAUAUAUUGCUAAAUAAUCCACAGCAGCAAUAUAUACCUGUACAUUUUUCUGCAUUAAAAAUCUUAAUGGUGACCAAAAGCAGUCUAGGACCUUAAAUCAUGCUCAAAAAUGUAAAAUAAAACUCCUCAUUUUACUGAAGGGGAAUAGACCUCACCAUUGUGUCUUGAAAACUGCAUAAAAUGAAAACCUUGACCACAAAAUCUUUAUCAGAAGAUGAAACAGACUAUUUAAAUGUUAGCUGUCCUCAUGAAAUAAGGGAUUAAACAUGUUUUUCCACACUU